This is a messenger RNA of Closterium sp. Naga37s-1, 2610 nucleotides long. The record is from the annotation of a GenBank genome assembly. NCBI's taxonomy places the organism in Eukaryota, Viridiplantae, Streptophyta, Zygnematophyceae, Desmidiales, Closteriaceae.
AUGCGAGCGGUUUUAGGCACCGAGCCGUCUGAGACGUCCCUCGUCAGAGCACUUUAUCUGGCGCGAGGCGACGUCGCCAAGGCGAUUAAUUACCACUUAGACCUAGUUCAUGUUGAAAGGUUCACGCUCGAGCAGUUGGCUUCGUCGCGUCAUCCGCUUCCUCUCGCCUCCCCUCCGGCGAAAGCGCGCGGAGAUCUUUUAGCCCUUCCGCCACCCCAUCCACCCCCCGCUUCCGCCACCUCUCCGCCCGCCUCCCCGCGUCCCCCUUAUGUAGCCGCUGCUUCUGUUGCAGAGAAUACGGUCGGAGAGAAUAAUGCGCCGGAGGAUGCGGGAGCGGAAAUCGGGAAAGCCGCGAUGCCGGAAUCGGGCACGGAGCGCACAGCCGUUGAUCCUGCGGAGUGCUUAGGAGACUCCGCGCCUUUUGAGGUAGAGGCGACUCGUCGGACGGGCGCUCUCACUGGCGGAGACUGCGCACCACAUUCUCCGUGCGAAGCGCCGUCGUCACCAAAUGCUGACGCCUCACCGCCCGCAGCGUUGAGCCUUUCCCCUGACAGCAUCCGCGAGCCCGCGCGUUCCGAGGGGGAGAACCAUUUUGCUCAGGGGAACGGUGAGAUAGGCGCAGCAUCAUCGGUGGGCGCACCUUGCGACGCAGUUUCCCCCGUCAUUGCGCCAACCGAUGGCGCAGUUCCCCCCACGUCGAUCAUUUCCCCAGACAGCAUUGUUGAGCCCGUAUGUCUCGGCGCAGAUCGUGGCUCUGAGCGGGACGGUGAGAUCAGCGGAGAAUGCGCACUGCGCUCGCCUUGCGCUGCAGUUUCCCCGCCGCCAGCUGACUCCGCCGCGCCAGACUCGAUGGAUGCGCCUGAUUCAGUGCCGCCCCUGGAACCGUACGACCCCGUGGAGUUUCACUUCCCAAAAAUCGAGGCGAGGGGCAAUGGCGAGGGGGGCGGACGCGUUGGCGGAAAGGAGGGCGGAAAAGAAAGCGGAAGGGGGCGGGGAAGACCGCCCAAGUGGGCAAGCAAGGGGAAAUGGAGCAAGACUUCUGCUGGGAGCUCCAUUGUCCGCUUUGGAACCACCAGAGGAGGGGAGGUAUGCCACUCUCCCUUCCACUUCUUUGUCGGUUUUCUUCACUCGCUCCUCCUCUCCUUCUCUCCCUCUCACCGCCUCUCCGUCUCUCCCUCGCUCCCUCUCCCUCUCACCGCCUCUCCCUCUCUCCCUCGCUCCCUUUCACUGCCUCUCGCUCUCUCCCUCUCCCCAUCUCACCGCCUCUCCCCCCCCCUCCCUCCUAUCCCUCCCCUCCUCUCCCCCCACUUACCCCAUCCCCUUCUUUUUUCGCACGCUGCCAGGGUGUACGUGCAGCAGUGCUGCUUUCAGAAGCUCACCCGGGUGAAGGAGCGGGUGGCAGAUGCGCUGUACGUCAGCACAGCCGCGCACAUCACCAUGCUGCUGCGCUUCCUGAACCUGCGACCGACCCGCCCGGCGGACUUCACACCAGCAGACUUCAAUCGACAUACGGAGAACCUGGGCUUUGGCUCUGGCUGUACUGAUCGGGCAGCGUCUAAGAGGGUGCGGGCGACUGUUGCAGGGGGUGAGAGUAGCGAGGAGGGGGAGGGAGAGGCAAAGUCGAUGACAGAUGAGGAGGUGAACCGAUACGUGGGUGUCACCACCAACAACCAAGCUCUGCCGGUGAGUUGGGUUGGGACUCCUUUCACCUCACUGCCUGGAAAUGGAGCCUCCCCCGGGUGUGACCUCGCAGCUGCGGUGCUACCAGAAGCAGGCGCUGCACUGGAUGCUCUCCAUGGAAACCACGGGGCAGACCUCCCUCCUUUCCACCUUUCCCCCUCCCAACCCCUUCCAUCGUCCAUUCCCCCUCCCUCUUCCUACUUUGAUUCUCUUCCCACCCGCCUCUCUCGUUUCUUUGACUCUGCUUCUUGGACCAUCUCAGUGGUGGCACGCCAUUCUACCACAACGUUUUCUCAGGGGAAGUUACCCUGGAGUUUCCAAGCGCAAUGGAGAGAAGCAGAGGAGGGGCGGAGCGCGGAGUGUGAGGCGCACACAGCACCGGGUGUGCUGUCAGUGAUGGUCUACUAUGGCUCUCAGCGGCAGGAUGAGGCUCGCCUGCUGGCACAACACGAUGUGGUGAUCACCACCUACGGCACGCUGCAGGCAGAGUACAAGCGCUUCAACCAGCUCCAGCACACGGCAGAGGGCAGUGUGGCGACACAAGCAUCAGCAGCAGGAGCAGCACGAGCAGCAGGGGCGGUGCGGCAGGGGCCGCUGCACAGUGUGCAGUGGUGCAGAGCGGUGCUGGACGAGGCUCACUGCAUCAAGAACCGCGCCUCUGGUGCUGCUGCUGCCACCUUUGCGCUCCAAGCUGAUUCCCGCUGGUGCCUCACUGGCACGCCCAUCCAGAACCAACUGGAGGACGUGUACAGUCUGCUGCGCUUCCUGCGGGUGCAGCCGUGGGACAACUGGGGGUGGUGGCAGCGCCUGGUGCAGCAGCCGUACGAGCGAGGCGACAUGCGCAGCUUCAAACUGCUGCAGGGGCUGCUCAAACCACUCAUGCUUCGACGAACCAAGGAUUCGAAAGACAGGUACAUUGAGACGCCUUAA